AUGUUAUUUCGUUUUAAUUUUGACAUCACUGAGAUUGCUAAACCCUAUGCAUUGGAACUGCUAAGGUUUCGUGAAGCUGGUGUUGAAGUUGUUUUGAAGGACUUCAAAAAGAGACUGGAUCGUCAGUCCCGUGCAUUUUACAACUUAUUCAGACAAGCUGACCGAGUUGAAAAGCUGGCAGGAAUAAUCCAACGAUUGGAGCAAGGUGAUCUGAAACUCCGAGUUCGAGCUCUGGAGUCUGAGAGGGCAUUUCAGCGUGUAGCAGCUGUCCAGAAAACCAUCGGAAAUGCGGUUGCUGCUGGGAGCCUAGUAAACCUUGCAACAAUUUUGUAUCUGAACUCCAUUCGGAUGCCCGCGAUGAUAGCAUAUGCGGUUUGCACAUUUUUCGGCUUGCAAGUUCUUGUGGGAAUCAUAAAGGUGAAAAAGUUGGAUCAAAGGGAGAGAUUGAUCACGGGAACUGCUUAGAGACUAGAGAACAUUCAAACCCCAAGAGAAGCCGGUUUCAGUGAGAAGUUUGCUAGUAGGAGCCACAACUGUUAACAUGUUGCUGAGUAAGUUAUCAACUCACCCUCAGUGUCUGGUCCGAUUCAAGUCACAUCGAGAAAUUGCCGUGCCAAUGAAUCACUGGGUGGACUGUAUUUAGGCCGGCUCAUAUUAUUUUCAUCUUGUCUUAACCCCAAAGAUUUGCUCAUAGGGGUAAUCUCAUCAGUAAUGUCUAUAUUUGGAAAGUGAGAAAGAGGUAUUAGGGGCAGAAAAGGCGAAGGGGGGACCCGUCUGUUGUCCUUAGACUUUAGAGUGCAGCUUUAUAAUUGGAAGUUUAACCGUUAAUGCUAAGUCCCUACAUGUGUAGCCUCCCACCCAUCUAAUUUUUCCUAGGUGGGAUGUUUCGCAAACUCGAGAAGUAAUUCGAAUUUGUUCUUCUGAUCAAUUACCCAUAACUUCGUGAUUUUCUCUC
Molecule: messenger RNA, 955 nt
Organism: Punica granatum (pomegranate)
Lineage: Eukaryota; Viridiplantae; Streptophyta; Magnoliopsida; Myrtales; Lythraceae
Source: RefSeq, a predicted model, not a curated record